Molecule: messenger RNA, 2578 nt
Organism: Ficedula albicollis (Collared flycatcher)
Lineage: Eukaryota; Metazoa; Chordata; Aves; Passeriformes; Muscicapidae
Gene: GATAD1
Product: GATA zinc finger domain containing 1
Exons: 5
Coding region: 1-618 (205 amino acids)
Biological process (GO): chromatin organization
Cellular component (GO): nucleus
Source: RefSeq, a predicted model, not a curated record
AUGUCUCCACACGCCCUUCUCCAGGCUGGCCAGCCCCAGCUGCACCCAUCGGGCCUCCCCCUCGCCGGGACACCGCGACAGCGCUCUCGGCGCCUCGGGAGCAGCCCCGAGGGAGCCGGGGCCCGUCUGUCCCCCAGCCGGCUCGCCGCCAGCAGAGGGCAGAAACUCAGCUGUUGCUUUAAACCCAUCAAGGCUCCUGAGUCCGUAUCCACUAUAAUUACAGCAGAAUCAAUCUUUUAUAAGGGUGUAUACUACCAAAUCGGAGAUGUUGUUUCCGUGGUUGAUGAGCAGGAUGGAAGAACAUACUAUGCUCAGAUCCGUGGGUUUAUUCAGGACCAAUACUGUGAAAAGAGUGCUGCACUAACCUGGCUCAUUCCUACACAAGCCAGCCCCAAAGACUGUUUUGACCCAGCAUCCUACAUCAUAGGACCAGAAGAAGAUCUCCCAAGGAAAAUGGAAUAUUUAGAAUUUGUUUGUCAUGCACCUUCGGAAUAUUUCAAGUCUCGAUCAUCUCCCUUCCCUACUGUUCCUACAAGGCCAGAGAAGGGCUAUAUAUGGACUCAUGUGGGACCUACUCCUGCAAUCUCCAUUAAAGAAACUGUAGCCAAUAAUUUAUAAUUUUUUUUAAGAAAUACUUUGGACUAGUUACUUUGGGUGUAUCCUCCAGUUUGUAAACCCUAUACAAGAAGUUUUAAAAAUUAUAAAAUGUGCCAGUUUACUUUACAGAUUAUGGUAUUUAUUUAUUUUAGAUAUAUGAGAUCUUUGAAGUGGAAGUUUUCAUUCCAGUUGAUGCAUCAUUUCACUGCUUUGUUCUUCAGACACAAUUGCUCAUCUUGGGACGAAACUGCAAGUUUCAUGUUGUCUUUGACUUCUGAAAGUUGCCUGUAGUGUUCAUUCUUACUUUUUAUUUUCCAAAAGAGGAGUUUAAAAGACAUAAUCAUCCAGCAUUUUACAUAACUGUUUAUUUUAGUUAACUGUAACUCCUGGUUUUAUUUCCUUGUUAAAUAAUUUAAGAUUAGCUUCACCUAAAUACUAAAAUGGUCAGUGAUGUAGUUAACAGUUUUGUGGAGAGGAGUGAUUUACCUAGAUUUCUCCAAACUAAAAUGUCAUCUGCAAAGAGGGACUCUGUAACAGUCACCUUUUAAGGGAAUUUUGUUCAUCUGAAUCUAAAAUGUGGGCCUAUCUAUGUAUGUAGCUUUCUGCUAAACUUACUUAUUGAAGGGCAUAAAUUUCUUGGAAAAUUGCAUGCAAAUUCAAAAGGUAAUGUUAUUUGCCAUCCUAGCAUCCUCAUAGCAGAAGGAUAUCUGCAUUUCCUGAGCAAGCCAACACUGACAUAUGAUUUGAGUUUCAGAUUGUUAAUAUUUGUUUGCUUGUUAGCUUGGGCUCAUAAAAUUGGUUUUAAAUUGUUUUUUUAGUCUUCACAAUUAAUGAUGGCAAGAAAAAAAAUGGUGAGGCAAUUCAAAUGAAAAAAAAAUGGGUAAAGGAAAUAAAACCUAAUUUUAUGUAUUGACAGUCUCAGCAUAACAAGGAAAAUGUUUAAAUUGCAGAUUGGGAGAAAUGCCACAUACUAAAAUAUCAAAGAAGUUUUCUGCCCCACAUUUUUUACAAGCCAGUCAGCUCCAAACAGGAUGAGAUAUGGCCUGAAUUCCAAGGGCUUAAUGGUUCCUGCUGCCUAUGAAGGAUAAGAGCUGUAAGUGGCCUUAGAUUUAAAAGUACUGAUCUUUUCCAUUUCUUUUUCUUUGUAUGAACAUAUGUGACCAGCAUCCAGAAUGCCCAAAUCACCUUUAAGAUAUUGUAUGAAAGCAUUAAGAUGUUGCAUUAGGCUUAUGUUCUAACUUUAUGAAAGGCUUUUAUUUAAGAUUUAACAUAUUUGAAAGUCUCAGGUGUUGACAACUUUCAAUACAGUGGGACCUGUGAGAGCAGGAACCAGAUAGAUUUAUUUCAGCCUGCAGUCUCUGUUCUGCCCUCUUCAAAUACAAGGAAGAGCAAUCAGCCUUUAGGGAGUAGAUGCUAAAGUGAAGGGAUACUGCCAAUAAUUCAAAAUGUUCAGAAAUUAGCAGUAGAUUGCUAAUACAGAGUUAAAUCUUAAUCCUCAGUUGCUUACAAAAAUGAGAUAUGUUCAGUGUAUUGCAGGGAUUAAUCCCAAGGUGACCUCACUUCUCUCCAUUUUCUUCUUUCAUUUCCUCCGAGGUUUUUUUCUUACAUUUUUAUUAACAAUUACAAGAAAAUAAAAAUAAGAAGCCUUAUAUUUACAGUAACCAGAGUAACUCCCUUGACUCAAAUGUUUUCCUUCCUUUAUCUACAGUCCACAAGGUUUUAACUUGGGAUCACUGUAAACUGUGCUGCCUCAGCAUAAUCCAUGGACCUGUUCUCUUCUGUUUUACCUUAUCUGAAUUAUCAGGGUUGGAAAAGACAGUGAUGGUCAUUGAGUCCAAUGAAGCUUAGCUGCUUUCUGUGUCAAAUCCUCAUAGGAAUAAGGAGGAAAACAGUGCUGACACUGUUUUGUUUUUUUGAGUUCCUACAAGGUACACCAAAAGUACUUCUUGCCAUUUGCCUUAUUUGUCAAUAAAUUGUAAUA